AUGGCGAAUAUUCCGGUGAGGUUCCGGCGUGUGGCGGCGGCGUUCCACGAGAUGUCGAGGAUCCAAUCAUGGGAAAGCAGCGGCAGCGAGCACUCCGCCGAUCUCUCCGAUCUGGUGAACUCCUUCUUAGAGAGGGAAUUUAGUGACCGGAAAAUCGGGAGCGCGGAGGAGGAGGAGGAUGGCGACGAGGUUAAUGCCGGCGAACCUGAAAUCGACGGCCUUUGCAAAUCCAAGUGGGAGAAAAACGGGCGCAACCCGUCGGGAAGCUACGAGUACAUCGACGUCAACUCCGGCGGCGGCCGCUACAUAGUCGAGGUCAACCUCGCCGGAGAAUUCUCAAUCGCGCGGCAAACGAGCAGCUACGCCUCAGUCCUCGCAACUUUCCCUCCGAUUUUCGUCGGAAAACCCGAGGAACUGAAGAAGGUGGUGAGGAUAAUGUCCAAAGCCAUGAGAAAAUCCAUGAAGAAGGCGGAGAUGAGCGUGCCACCGUGGCGCCGCCUCAGUUACAUGCAGGCGAAGUGGUUCGGCUUCUACAGAAGGACCGCCAAUGAGGUUCCGACGAGGGGAUUCGGGGGUCCAGCGUGGCGGUGGCGGGAGAAUUGGGAAUUUGGCGGCGGCUUUUAA
Messenger RNA from Striga hermonthica, 624 nucleotides. The record is from the annotation of a GenBank genome assembly. NCBI's taxonomy places the organism in Eukaryota, Viridiplantae, Streptophyta, Magnoliopsida, Lamiales, Orobanchaceae.